AUGACAGGCCAGCGAGAUAUCCAGACAUUCCCAGAACCAGAAAUCUGUAUGGAAAAUAUUCACAAAGUUGAGGCAGACAUGUCCAGUCCAGUCCGCGAGCCUGACGUCCCCAAAUAUCCUUCCUCACUGAGACUUUGGCUUGCUGUGAUUGCUCUUUGCCUCGGAAUAUUUCUCGCAACUUUGGACAGUACGAUCAUCGCGACCGCCACGCCCUACAUCACCGACGAGUUCCAUUCGCUCGACGAGGCCGGAUGGUACAGCAGUAUCUAUACAAUGGCUAUCUGCAUGUCCCAGCUUGUUUACGGCAAGCUAAGCGCAUCAUGCCCGAUUCAAUGGAUCUACAGUGCCGCCAUGCUUCUCUUCCUGAUUGGGUCUGCCGUCUGUGGCUCAGCGCCCAACUCGCCAGCCCUCAUCGCCGGUCGCGCCAUCGCAGGCCUGGGAUGCUCUGGUCUCCUCAUCGGUGCCUUCUCUCUCGUCCCAUUCCUCGCCGCUCCAGAGAAACGCCCGAUACUGCUCGGACUGAUCUCGGGAUCGCGUGGGCUGGCCACGACGUUUGGCCCAUUGAUCGGCGGUGCUCUGACCGAACGGGCUUCGUGGCGCUGGAACUUCUAUAUCAAUCUACCUCUGGGUGCCGUCAUUCAGAUAGUAUUCUGGCUGUCAGGCCAGUUCGUUCGGAGCAUUGAUCUGAUCGGCUUCAUCGCCUUGGCGCCAUCUGUCGUCUGUCUUCUCCUAGCCCUGCAAUGGGGAGGGGUCCAGUAUGGUUGGGGAAAUGCCCGAAUCGUUGUUCUUCUUAUUCUAUCUGCAACUCUUGGAAUUAUAUUCAUUCUCAUCGAGGUCCAACAAGGCAGCAAGGCCAUGCUCCCGGCCCGCAUCUUCAGCCAGCGAACCGUAGCCUCAGCUUCAUUCUUCGCCUUCUGCACCAGUGGCUCGAUCUUCAUCCUCACAUACUAUCUUCCCAUAUGGUUUCAAGGAGUCAAGGGCGUCUCGCCCAUGCAGUCCGGCAUCGACAUGCUCCCGUGGGUGAUAACAAGCACAAUAACCUCUCUCGCAGCCGGCGUCCUGAUUUCCAAGAUCGGACAUGCGCAGUAUUUCCUCGUCAUCUCCACCGUCUUCGGCGCUCUGGGCUCGGGCCUCUUCACCACAUUCAGCCUACACACCACCGACGGCCAAUGGAUCGGAUACCAGAUUCUCUACGCUAUCAGCUCGAGUCUCGCCAGUAUUACCCCUCUGCUGGUGGUGCAGAACGCGCUUGCGCUGGGGGAUGUACCGAUUGGAUCUAGUAUGGUCAUGUUUACGCAGACGCUUGGCGCAUCCAUUUUCGUCUCGACCGCACAGGCGUUGUUUACGAAUAACCUUUCUGAGAAUUUGCGAGGGCUUGAUGUUGCGGGGCUCAGCGCGAAUGUGGUGGCUUCGGGGGGGAUCACCACUAUUACUCGGGACUUGUCGGGGGAGACGAAGACCAUGGUGCUCGGAGCGAUUAGUGAUGCGUUGACGCAGUCGUGGUAUCUUGCUGUUGGGUUGAGCUGUCUGUCUAUCGUUGGUGCUCUUGUAGUGGAACAGGGCAGAAUGAAGAGGGAAAACUAGGUGGUUUGUGGUCGUGCUGGUCUGUUAUGUGGAAGCGGACAAGGCCAGAGUCCUUGUUAUGCCCAACGGGAGUAGGGUUCGGAUGGCCAUGAUUCCUGGAUUUUCUAUGAGCGGUUCUCCGGACUGUUAAAAAGGUCCGUGUCACUACUAAGCGACCCCCGAUGUGAAAAUGAGAAAAGGGUAAACAAGGAGGAGAGAGCCCUGGGGUGUAGGUCUGUUUUGAUGAAUACUAUGAGCAGCCGUAGGUAGUAAUCAGAGAGAAGGG
Aspergillus homomorphus CBS 101889 is the source of this 1849-nucleotide messenger RNA. Its product is annotated as MDR family MFS transporter. Lineage: Eukaryota; Fungi; Ascomycota; Eurotiomycetes; Eurotiales; Aspergillaceae. The record is from RefSeq and is a predicted model, not a curated record. Gene Ontology annotation, biological process: transmembrane transport. Gene Ontology annotation, molecular function: transmembrane transporter activity. The transcript has 5 exons. Bases 1 to 1584 code for a protein of 527 amino acids.